AUGGCUGCCAAGGUGAAACUCGAUAGGAGUCCAUUGAUCAAGAGUCUCCUCUUCAGUGACAAAAAGCCAAACACUCAUUUCAUGAUCUUGGCUGAGUCAAGCACCAAACCCGAAAAAGGAUGGUAUCAAGAAGUCAUCGUUAAGUCCGGAUUAAUUGACUACUAUGAUGUUUCAGGAUGCUACAUUCUCAGACCAUGGGCUUACUCUAUUUGGGAAAAGAUCCAAGGCUUCUUCGAUAAGCUCAUCAAGGCCAACGGAGUCGAAAACGCCUAUUUCCCCAUGUUCGUUUCCAGAAAAUCACUAUAAAUCGAGAAGGACCAUGUUGAAGGUUUUGCCCCCGAAGUAGCAUGGGUGACCAAAUCAGGAAGCAGCGAUCUUGCUGAGCCAAUUGCCAUUCGUCCAACCAGUGAGACCAUCAUGUAUCCUGCCUAUGCCAACUGGAUCAAGAGUCAUCGUGAUCUCCCCCUCAAGCUCAACCAGUGGACCAAUAUCGUCAGAUGGGAGUUCAAGCAUCCAACUCCUUUCAUCAGAACCAGAGAAUUCCUUUGGCAGGAGGGUCAUACCGCUCACGCUACCUUCGAAGAAGCUCAAGUUGAAAUGUUCGAUAACCUUGAAUUCUACUUCCGUGUUUAUAAGGAGCUUCUGGCUGUUCCAGUUUGCAAGGGAAUCAAGACCGAAUCUGAAAAGUUCCCAGGAGGCUUCAGAACUUCCACUGUUGAGACCUGGAUACCAGAAAAUGGAAGGGCCAUUCAAGCUGCUACUUCCCAUAAUUUGGGUCAAAACUUUGCCAAGAUGUUCGGCAUUGAGUUCGAAAACGAGAAAAAGGAAAAGAACCUGGUCUGGCAGACAAGUUGGGGUCUUACCACUCGUUCAAUUGGUAUCAUGACCAUGUAUCACGGUGAUGAUAAGGGCUUAGUUCUCCCCCCAAGAGUUGCCAACGUUCAGGUGAUCAUCAUCCCCAUUCCCUUCAAAGGAAAAGAGCAAGACGUCAACAAGGCUGCCAUCACUCUCUUCGAAAGCCUCAAGAAGACUGACAUUCGAGUCCAAAUUGAUACCAGAGAUAACUAUAACCCAGGAUGGAAAUUCAACCACUGGGAACUAAAGGGAGUCCCCAUCAGACUCGAGCUUGGACCAAAGGAUAUUGAAAACCAAGAGGCUCGCGUUGUUCUCAGAUACAAUGGUGAUAAGCUUCAAAAAGUGGAUCGAACUGAGAAGGAGCUUCCCGUCAUCCUUGAGAAAAUCCAAGAGAGCAUGUAUGAAAGAGCUGUGCAAAGAUUCAACGAUAAAUCCAAGCAAGCUACUACUUGGCAAGAGUUCAUGACUCACCUUAACUCCAGAAACGUCGUCCUGACUCCCUGGUGCGAGAUCAAGGAGUGCGAGGAAAAGGUGAAGGAAAGGUCAGGCAUUGAGACCAAGGAGCUUGCAGCUGAAGGAGAGAACAACUUGACAGGUCAAGCUAAGACCCUGUGCAUUCCCCUCCAAUAUGAACCCCUUAUUGGCCAUGAAAAAUGUUUCCAUUGUGGCGAGCAAGCUAAGGCUGUUUCUUAA
Nymphaea colorata (pocket water lily) is the source of this 1548-nucleotide messenger RNA. RefSeq names its product proline--tRNA ligase, cytoplasmic-like. The record is from RefSeq and is a predicted model, not a curated record. Gene Ontology annotation, cellular component: cytoplasm; aminoacyl-tRNA synthetase multienzyme complex. Lineage: Eukaryota; Viridiplantae; Streptophyta; Magnoliopsida; Nymphaeales; Nymphaeaceae. Gene Ontology annotation, biological process: prolyl-tRNA aminoacylation. Gene Ontology annotation, molecular function: ATP binding; proline-tRNA ligase activity.